AUGACCUCCUUCGUGCGGGGGUGUGGGGGAGAGACAGUCACAAACAGAACCUACUGGACCCAGCCUACUCGCCUCACUGGGGGAGCCACCUGUACUCUGCGUGUCCAAAAGAUCUCCACAGCAAUUUGUUAUAUUCGACUUGAUCUUCAUGUGUUCCAGCUGGCACCCCCCACACUGGGCCACUGCAACAGGGACCACCUGGCACUCUCUGGUCAGAAUAUCAACUCCAUAGUACCAAGGCUCUGUGGCACUAACAGCGGCCAGCACCUGUACGUGGGUGUGGGGCGGGUGUUGGGACCCCUGGAGCUGGUGGUGACAACACUAGGGGAGGAACCUGGCCGACGAUGGGAGAUUGAAGUAACCCAGGUGGAGUGCUGUGGUGAGGGUGCACCUCCUGAUGGCUGCCUACAGUACUAUGCUUCCCCCCAGGGCUCCUUCGCCUCAUUUAACUACCUGCCCAAUGGCUCUUCACAAUACCUGAAUAACCUGAACUACGUGGUGUGUGUGGCCCGCGCCGCUGCCUUCUGCUCCAUCACCUACACUGCCGGCGACAAGAUGGACAACACCACCUUCCAAAUGGUUAACUUCAGCCUCAGGGAUGACAUGCUGACCCCAACUGUGACACCCGGGGAGGCAGGGGUGGGUGUGGUGCCGUGUCGGGGAGACUAUGUGGUGAUGGCAGGGACCCGGUUGUGUGGGGACAGGCUGAACGAUGGGUCUGUGGAGCCACAACCCACUGACAAUGGCCCAGUGACAGACUCCACCAGUGGCCCAUUCCUGGUACAAGUGAUGAGUGACAGCCAGUUCAUCGGGCGAGGCUUCAACCUCACCUACCACCAGAACCCUUGCUGA
This is a messenger RNA of Scylla paramamosain (green mud crab), 852 nucleotides long. RefSeq lists its product as uncharacterized. The record is from RefSeq and is a predicted model, not a curated record. NCBI's taxonomy places the organism in Eukaryota, Metazoa, Arthropoda, Malacostraca, Decapoda, Portunidae. The transcript has 8 exons. The coding region runs from base 1 to 852 and encodes 283 amino acids.